UGUGUUUUGACUGCAUUUUAAAAUGGCGUCGUCUUUGUCGUGGAAUAAUGAAAAGAUUAUUGACUUUAUUGAUGCAGUUCGCUUGCAGCCUUGUUUGUGGGAUAACAAAAGUCCUGAUUUUAAGGAUCGUUUGCUAAAAAAAGAUGAAUGGACUGCUAUUGGGCUGCAGUUUGAAACAUCUCAUGACGAGGCAGUAAAAAAAUUUAAAAAUUUACGCACAUAUUUUAACAAUGAAAUAAAGAAAUUGGAGAAAAAGCAAAAAAGUGGCAGUGGUGCUUUUCAAGAAAGCAAUUGGUUUGCUUUUAAAAGUUUGCUUUUUUUAAAAGGCACAGAUGAAGCUGAUUCUGGUCUAGAAACGAAAACACAAUCAGAUGUUGAUACGAAUGCUGAUGAUACGAUCACAUUUAAGCCCAAACUACCACCACCUUCGAAGUCACCAAGUGCUAAGAAGAAAAAAACCAUUGAAGAUGAUCGUUAUCGUGACGCUUGUGAAGUUAUGGAAGCAGUAAAACAGAAGAUUUCCACUAAAUCAUUAGCUUUUGGAGAGCAUGUAAACCAAAAGCUGUUAACAUAUAGUCAGUAUGUACGCAAUCAAGUCGAAUAUAAAAUUUCUUCAAUCUUAUAUGAAGCCGAUAUGGGAUAUUAUGAUGAAAGAAGCAGAAGCAGUGUAUCGGGAAAGCAGUAUUCUUCUUCACCCAGCGUUUCUUCCUCUUACCGUCAACGUGUAUACUCUCCUGCUCCUUAUCCUCUUUCCUACCAUGCUAUACCGACUCUUAGUCCUACGUCGGUUAACGAGGCUAGCAAUUCUUCUGACUCAAAUGCGACAAACGCACUAAACAUUAAAUCUCAGUAUUCUCCUAUAUCUACAAACGCUUCUUCUUCAAUAAACCACCACCCCAAUACUCCAGCUGCAGAGAUCGAAUAUACAGAAGCAAUUAAACAAGCAAUAGAUGGUGUAUUGAUGGUUAGAACAGUUGGUAAUUCAGACGGAAAUACUACUGCCGUGGAGUACAUUACUAAUGAUUGAUUUAUUUGAAUUAAAAAUCUACUUCAUUGUGAAAUUAAAUAAA
Molecule: messenger RNA, 1070 nt
Organism: Pieris napi
Lineage: Eukaryota; Metazoa; Arthropoda; Insecta; Lepidoptera; Pieridae
Exons: 2
Coding region: 23-1027 (334 amino acids)
Source: RefSeq, a predicted model, not a curated record